CAAGAAUCAGAUGCAUAUCCUCUCUCCUCAAUCAUAUUCUUCUGGUUCAAGUUGCUUGGAUACAUUAUUUGAUGUAUCUUAUCACAACAAGUGUACAUCAUUUUCAAAUACUGAAUAUAUUUAUUCUGAUAACCAACCUAUGAACUCCAAUGCCUCUUUGGUACCCUCUAUUGAACAUCUACUAUGCGACUUCCAAGCUUCAAAUGAUUAUUAUUAUAGAAAGCGCCCUGGCCCUCCACCAAAGGCAUAUACCAGGCGCGCUGAGCAAAAUCGAGCUGCACAAAAAGCUUUUCGGGAAAGAAAGCAGAAAUAUGUCAAAGAGCUCGAAGAAAAGGUUAUGUUUAUGGAACAAUUAAAGAUCGAACUUGAACAUCUACGUGAAGAAAAUAUAAAAAUCAAGGCAUACGCAACAAAACUUGAACAACAACUCGAAGGAAAGACAAUGACAACUUCGGGUAUACCUCCUCAAACUAAACACGCAAUCGAAAGAACCAAAUCAAAUCAGAGGCGACCAAAGAAAGCACCAAAACAAAAAAUUCAAGCGUCUGAUCUUUUACCAAUUCCUCUUUAUACUCCAGAUAAGGCCGUCAUGUUGGCUUCUUCUUCUUCGACAGGUGAGCAAUCGCCUGCUACGAAUUGGAUUGAUUCCCUCUUUAUGAACUCUAUGCGUCCAUCUUCUCCAAGCAUACAAGUAAUGUAACUUAAUUUAUGUAAAUGUACUUUCAAUUAUGUGUAUAAAAAAAAGAAUGUAUUCUAUCUUUUUUCAAUAAAGCCUUUUUUUGU
Messenger RNA from Rhizopus microsporus ATCC 52813, 783 nucleotides. RefSeq lists its product as uncharacterized. Gene Ontology annotation, molecular function: transcription cis-regulatory region binding; DNA-binding transcription activator activity, RNA polymerase II-specific. The transcript has 3 exons. The record is from RefSeq and is a predicted model, not a curated record. Lineage: Eukaryota; Fungi; Mucoromycota; Mucoromycetes; Mucorales; Rhizopodaceae. Bases 11 to 700 code for a protein of 229 amino acids. Gene Ontology annotation, cellular component: RNA polymerase II transcription regulator complex.